AGGGACAUUCACACAACCACAGGGAAAAUCAAGAGAGCUGUAUUACAGUUCACCCCAGCCAGCUGGACCUAUGUUCGCUGGUUUGACCCUAAGUCUUCAUUUCAAAGAGUGGCUGGGAUCUACCUUUUCAUGAUCAUUUGGCAGCUGACUGAGUUGAACACAUUCUUUUUGAAACAUAUCUUUGUGUUCCAAGCAAGCCACCCUUUAAGUUGGGGGAGAAUCCUCUUCAUAGGAAUCAUUACAGCACCCACUGUAAGGCAAUACUAUGCGUACCUUACAGAUACACAGUGCAAGAGGGUGGGAACUCAGUGCUGGGUGUUUGGGGUUAUUGCUUUCCUUGAAGCUAUUGUGUGCAUAAAGUUUGGACAGGACCUUUUUUCCAAAACACAAAUACUGUAUGUUGUGUUUUGGCUUCUCUGUGUGGCCUUUACAACUUUCCUGUGUUUAUAUGGAAUGGUUUGGUAUGCAGAAUACUACGGCCACCGAGAAAAGACCUUAUCAGAAAGUGAAGACAGCCCAUAUAGUCCAGAUGCUUCCUGGCUUCAUUCUAAAUUCAGUAGAGGUGCUGACAAUAGUCCACCAAAACAUUCAGUCAAUAGUGAAAGCCAUUCAUCUAGAAGGAGGAAUCGGCACUCCAAAUCAAAAGUAACAAAUGGGAUCGGCAAGAAAUAAGAAUGGACUCUGGAGAUAUCCUACCGUGUCACCAGAGGUGACAAAGAAAAUCAGACCUGGCUCUGAAUUUCCAAAUGGAAGAUUGAUUUUUCAAUUUAAAAGUUUAAAAAAAGGAAGUGUGGAAGAAAAGGAUGAUCAAAAUGGAGCCACCAGUGUAGUGCAAAUCAUUGCCUGCUGACACUUGCCAUUCACUGAUUUAAAUCUAGUUUCUUCAGCAUGUAGCACCAAAAGCUAAUGAAGAGUAUGCUGGAAAGAAAAGUAAUUUUGUCGUAGCAGGUACACCCUGUUUUGUGU
Molecule: messenger RNA, 966 nt
Organism: Phaethon lepturus (White-tailed tropicbird)
Lineage: Eukaryota; Metazoa; Chordata; Aves; Phaethontiformes; Phaethontidae
Product: phosphatidylserine synthase 1
Exons: 7
Biological process (GO): phosphatidylserine biosynthetic process
Molecular function (GO): L-serine-phosphatidylethanolamine phosphatidyltransferase activity
Source: RefSeq, a predicted model, not a curated record